AUGGCCCUCAGCGCGCUGCUCGCCACGCUCCUCUGCACCGUCGUGCUGCCGCUCCUGCUCUUCCUGGUGGCCGUGAAGCUGUGGGAGGUUUACCUGGCGCGAGGCGCGGACCCGAGCUGCGCCAGCCCGCUGCCCCCCGGCUCCAUGGGGCUGCCCUUCAUCGGAGAGACGCUGCAGCUCCUCCUGCAGAGGAGGAAGUUUCUGCGCAUGAAGAGGCAGAAGUACGGCUACAUCUACCGCACGCACCUCUUCGGGAGCCCCACGGUGCGCGUCACCGGCGCUGAUAACGUCAGGCAGAUCCUGCUGGGGGAGCACAGGCUCGUGUCUGCGCAGUGGCCCGCCUCUGUGCGCACCAUCCUGGGCUCGGACACGCUCUCCAACAUGCACGGAUCCCAGCACAGGACGAAGAAAAAGGCCAUCAUGCGGGCCUUCUCCAGGGAGGCUCUGGAGCUCUACAUCCCCGUCAUCCAGGAGGAAGUUCAGGCGGCGGUGAAGUCGUGGCUGGCCCGGGACUCGUGCGUGCUGGUGUACCCAGAGAUGAAGCGGCUGAUGUUCCGCAUCGCCAUGAGGAUCCUCCUGGGGUUUGAGCCGGAGCAGAUCAGGACGGACGAGCAGCAGCUGGUGGAAGCAUUUGAAGAAAUGAUCAAGAACCUGUUCUCUCUCCCCAUUGAUGUGCCCUUCAGUGGACUGUACCGAGGUCUGCGAGCCAGGAACUUCAUCCACUCCAAGAUUGAAGAGAACAUAAAGAAUAAGGUGCAGGAGUCUGAAAAAGGUUCAAAGCACAGAGACGCGCUGCAGCAGCUCAUCGACAGCAGCAAGAAGAGCGGCGAGCCCUUCAGGAUGCAGGGAAUCAAGGAGUCUGCCACAGAGCUCCUGUUCGGAGGCCAUGAAACCACGGCCAGCACAGCCACCUCACUGGUCAUGUUCCUCGGCCUGAACCCCGGAGCAGUGGAUCGACUCAGGCAGGAGCUGAGGGACAAGGUGGAGCUGGGCAUGGACCUCCAGAAUCUAAACAUGGAGUCGUUGGAGCGGUUGAAGUACGCGGGCUGUGCCAUCAAAGAAACGCUGAGGAUCAACCCCCCCGUGCCUGGAGGCUUCAGAGUCGCUCUGAGGACCUUUCAGCUCAAUGGCUUCCAGAUUCCCAAAGGCUGGAACGUCAUCUACAGCAUCUGCGACACCCACGACGUGGCCGACAUUUUCCCAAACAAGGAGGACUUCCGGCCGGAGCGCUUCAUGGACAAAUCCUUCGUAGACUCCUCUCGCUUUCAGUACAUCCCCUUCGGGGGGGGCUCCAGGAUGUGUGUGGGAAAAGAAUUUGCCAAAGUUCUGCUGAAGAUUGUCCUGGUUGAACUGGUGUCCAGAUGUCACUGGACUCUAUUGAAUGGUCCCCCCACCAUGAAAACGGGACCCACUGUGUAUCCUGUGGACAACCUUCCUACCAAGUUCACCAGCUAUCUGCCAAAAUGA
Messenger RNA from Oryzias latipes (Japanese medaka), 1467 nucleotides. It is a transcript of the gene cyp26a1, whose product is annotated as cytochrome P450, family 26, subfamily A, polypeptide 1. Gene Ontology annotation, biological process: sterol metabolic process. Gene Ontology annotation, molecular function: iron ion binding; heme binding; oxidoreductase activity, acting on paired donors, with incorporation or reduction of molecular oxygen. The record is from RefSeq and is marked provisional. Lineage: Eukaryota; Metazoa; Chordata; Actinopteri; Beloniformes; Adrianichthyidae.